ACCCCACUCGAUCCAUUUCUCUAGGGAGAAAAAACUCCCUCUCUAUCUUGAACCUUUAUGUUAACACCUUCGCUUUCUGUGACCCCCCUGUCUCUCGCUCAGUCUCUCUCUAGUUUUCUGGAGUCUGCCAUCCGUCUAACUCUGUGUACUCUUAAAGAGAGGGGGUUCCUUUUGUCCCGACACGAAGUUAAUCGCCCGUUGAUUGAAGAACCGCGAUCAUCAUAGUCCCAUGGUUUCUGCCUCUUGCAAGAACCGUCUCUUAAAUCAGUUGAAACAGAACAGAGAGGAAUUAUACAUCAUUUGCUGAUAAUUUUGCUUACGAAGUUGCUUUAAGAGAUGAGCUUGGGAGCAACAGAGCAAGAUGCAGCUCCAGAGAUUCAAUUCCCAGCAGAUGUGGAUUGGCAUAUGCUUGACAAAUCAAGAUUCUUCUUCCUUGGAGCAGCUCUCUUCUCAGGUGUAUCAGCCGCUCUCUACCCAGCUGUGGUGCUCAAGACGAGGCAACAAGUCUCACCCACACAGAUCUCUUGCUUCAAGAUGUCAUUCUCCAUCAUGAGGCAUGAAGGCCUCAGAGGGUUCUAUAGAGGGUUGGGGACGUCCCUUAUGGGCACAAUCCCAGCAAGAGCUCUCUAUAUGGCUGCCCUUGAGGUCACCAAGAGCAGUGUUGGUUCAGUCACUGUGAAGCUAGGGCUCUCAGAGACCAGUGCCUUGGCCGUUGCCAGUGCUGUGGCAGGGCUAAGCUCAGCUAUGGCUGCUCAGCUCGUGUGGACCCCAGUCGACGUGGUGAGCCAGAGAUUAAUGGUCCAAGGCCAAAAAAAUGGAUUCACUAGCCAAAGGAGCUUAAUUGGUCAAGGGGGUAUUAAUUCUUGUAGGUACAAAAAUGGUCUCGAUGUAUGCAAGAAAAUACUAUGUGCUGAUGGUCUGAGAGGCCUAUACAGAGGAUUUGGGAUUUCAAUUUUGACGUAUGCACCUUCAAAUGCAGUUUGGUGGGCUUCUUAUUCUGUGGCCAAUAGGCUCAUUUGGGGUGGUUUUGUGGGAAAAAGUGGUGGGAGAAGCCAAAAAGACCGCUUUUCUUAUGGUCCUUCUUUUGGGGCUGAGUCAAGAUCAAUGCCAACGGUGGCUGUGCAGGGUCUGAGUGCAGCAAUGGCAAGUGGGGUUUCUGCAAUAAUCACUAUGCCAUUGGACACAAUCAAGACGAGAUUGCAAGUGUUGGAUGUAGAAGAAAAUGGCAGAAGAAGAGCGCUCACUACCAUGCAGACUUUGAAGAGUUUGGUGAGGGAAGGUGGGUUUAGUGUUUGUUACAGAGGGUUGGGACCAAGAUGGGCUUCAAUGGCCAUGUCUGCAACAAUCAUGAUCACCACCUAUGAGUUCCUGAAGAGAUUAUCUGCUAAAAACCAGGAAUUCUUCAGUUAUUGACUGAAGGAUUAAAUUGAAGCAGAACAGAUGAGAUAGCAUAAACUUUUCCCUUUCUUAUUAGAUAGAUAUUCUCAGAUUUCCUUUUAGAUAGAUGUUCUCAUAUCGGCAUUGAAAAAAGGGCUCACUGAAUGUAAAUCAACGAUUCGAUCAAUAUUAGCCUAUUGGGAUUUUAUC
This is a messenger RNA of Syzygium oleosum, 1587 nucleotides long. RefSeq lists its product as uncharacterized. The coding region runs from base 337 to 1413 and encodes 358 amino acids. The transcript is spliced from 2 exons. Gene Ontology annotation, biological process: transmembrane transport. NCBI's taxonomy places the organism in Eukaryota, Viridiplantae, Streptophyta, Magnoliopsida, Myrtales, Myrtaceae. The record is from RefSeq and is a predicted model, not a curated record.